AUGUCGCCUCCUGGCUUCCCUGUGUUGCUGUUACUGCUGUUUUUCAUUGCCACCGCCACCGCCACCGCCGCCGCCGCCGCCGCCGAUAACGAUGCCAAACGCGACGACCAGAGGGCUCCCAAGUCCCAAUCCUGCAAUAACCCCUUCCAAUUGGUGAAGGUGGAGAAUUGGAUUGAUGGUGUGGAAGGACGUAUUUAUAAUGGCGUCACUGCCAGAUUUGGCUCUCUUUUGCCUGAGAAACCUGAAAACAGUGUCAGAACUCCUGCAAUUUUCUCUAAUCCUGUAGACUGCUGUUCCAAUUCAAGUUCAAAGUUGUCUGGAUCAGUUGCUCUCUGUAUACGUGGGGGUUGUGACUUUACAGUCAAAGCUGAAUUUGCGCAGGCUGGAGGUGCUACUGGCAUGUUGGUAAUAAAUGACGCAGAAGAUCUCUUUGAGAUGGUUUGCUCCAAUAGCAGUGAGGCAAACAUUUCAAUCCCAGUUGUAAUGAUAACAAAGUCAGCAGGAGAAGGUCUCAACAACUCUUUAAUAUCUGGGAGGAAAGAGUUGAACCUAGGCUUUUCCAGUGACAGAUCCGGCAUGCCACUGCUAAGCCAAUUGUUCUGA
Vigna umbellata (rice bean) is the source of this 603-nucleotide messenger RNA. NCBI's taxonomy places the organism in Eukaryota, Viridiplantae, Streptophyta, Magnoliopsida, Fabales, Fabaceae. The record is from RefSeq and is a predicted model, not a curated record.